ACGAAUUGGGUUAUUUGAUAGAAUGCUAUUAUUCUACAAGAGAAUAUGAGAAAUUUGAACAGUCUUUCAAUAUUUUUCGAAAAGAAUAUAAUAGAGAACUGAAGACUGCACGUAGCAAACGAAUGCAAAAAAAAAAUAGUAACCGUUUAACUUUUAUUAAGCAAUUUGAAGAAAAGAUUAAAAUAUUUGAAAAUUUACAAAGAGAUCUUCAAAGCAAAUUGCAUUCAAAAUAUUUAGGGGAAGUCGAUGACCAUAGCAUGUUUAUUCCUUAUGAAGGAUACAAAGGCAGUUUAGACGAAAACAUUUCUUCAGCAUCAGUUGCUUGCACUUUUAUAUCAAAACAUUUUGAUGGAAAACGAUAUGGUAAAAUCUUAGCAAAUCGGCAUAUUCCAACGGGAAAAAUUAUUGCAUUCGAAAAACCAUUAGACCGUGAAUAUUAUACACCUAUUCUGCAAUGCGAAUAUUGCUUUCAAUUGACUACCAUUUUGUAUACCUGUUUUAAAUGCCAUCAAAAAUAUUAUUGUCGAUUGCAAUGCCUUAAGGAUGAUUUGAAAAUUCACCAAUAUGAAUGUUGUGGCCUACGAAACGGUUUGCUAUACUCGAUGGAUGCCACUAUGCUUUUUCGGCUUUUUAUCAAAAGUUUAUCAUAUAUUCAGACUUAUAUCUUCAGCAAGAAUACAAAUGCGCCUGAUAUCCACGAUUUUUUUGAGCUAGUUAUGGAUAAUAUAAAAUUUGGACCUCAAGCUAGAAUUAAAAAAGUUCUCUCUAAUUUUGAUAGUUAUAAGACAGUUGAUAACAGUGAGAUAUAUUCAAUGGCCACGUAUGCACUGCGCCUUGCUGUUUAUGCUGUGGAAAGAACUUCAAUACUUGAAGAUUUUUUUUCAAAUGUUCAAUUUGAAAAAGCUGAUUUACUGGUUUUUAUAGCUUCCAUUUUAUUGAGGCUUCAAAACCAAGUAAAAAUCAAUUCGGUUGAACUCGGCUAUGUAUUUGUACAUCCUGAAAAUAUUCAAAACAUCGAAGUUCAACCAUGUCAAAGUGAGGUUUUCAAUCCCAAUUUUUCUCGGAAAAAUUCUUCUCAAACUAUCUUUGAGUACUGCAACUAUAGUGAAAAUGAAGCACAAAUUGAAGCUCUACAGUUAAUUGCGGCAUAUGCUUAUGAAGCUCGGUCUAAAACUGGGUUUAUUCGUUAUAGAAACAUACAAUUACCAACUAAGGUUACAAGAAAAUUUAUGAAUCAAGCGUAUAUAGAUAAUGUUGGAAAUGCAGAUCACGAAUUUACUUUGGAAGAAAAGUUAAACAUUGCAUAUCGCGCUACCAAAGAAAUAUUACAUAUCCGUAUGAAUACGUUCAACACGAAUUUAUCUGAUAACACUUCAGCUGCUACAAUGCAAGGUGUAUAUCCAGUCGUGACGAAAUUCCGUCAUUCUUGUGAUUCAAACGCUACACCAAUAUUGCUAGAAUCAGGAGCUUUGCUUAUAAAAGCUAAUAAAGAAAUAUGGCAAGGUGAAGAAAUAACUUUAUCAUAUCUUGCUGACUAUAAAUAUUACCCCAAUUCUACACGCAAGCAAUUACAAGCUUAUUUAAAGUUUAAUUGUAAUUGUAAAUUUUGUGUUGAAGAUAUCGAUUUUUGGAAACUUAAUAAUUCAAUAUAUUGCUAUAUGUGUCGCAAAAUUAUAGAAGGAUCAAAAUGUAUCACUUGUAAUAUUGACAAACAAAAAACAUGUGCAAUAUAUGAUGACAUUUGCAAGAGUGUUCGAAAUACAAUUAAUAGAAGUCUUUCAGAUGAUGUUAAAGCUUUGAAAUAUCUCAUACUAUUUGAUCAGAUUCAAUCAUUGAUGUAUCGUGAGUCUCAUUAUAACGUUUUCAUUUCUAAUCUCGAAGUUGCCCUUACUUGUGUUCAAAGAAACUUCGUUUAUGAUGCCUAUGUUCUUUUAAAAAAAUUCUUUUACCAAAUUCCAAGUAUAUUAGGGGAAUGGAACUUCCAACAUUUAGUAUACUUAACCAUGAUAUUAGACAAAUUGAUCUGUAUCCUUAAUGGAAAUAUUAGUCAUAACGAAAGUUUCGUUAAAUCUAAUUUGGAAUUGUUUUACAAUAUAUUGAGUUUAGCAAACAAGGUUGCGAAGAAACUAAUGGAUCAACAUGAUUUUCUUGAAAUAUUUAACUUUACAACUUUUAAUGUUUUGAUGCAGUAUCAGUUAUUGAUUCGAUUAAAGUACGUUUUGUUUGAUUAUGAAUAUCAAAAUUUACAAAAGCCAGUAGUUAUUAAGGAUGACGAAUGUGAGUUACCAAUGUUAGAAGCAGAGCUUUCCGAAGACAUUCAAGAAAUCGUGUCUGGCCAAAAACAUGGUAAAGAAUGCCAACCAAGUAGUAAUUCCGAAGAGAUUAAUUUUUUUGUUAAAGAAGAUUUAUCUUCAAUAAUGACAAAUUUUAACAAUAAUGAAAUUAUUGACGAAGAAGGUAGUUUUAACUUUAUAAGUCCUGAUAUGACUGGAAAUAAUACUGUAAUUCAAGAGACAGACCUAAGAAAAAUAAUUGAAGACAAUCCAAUUUCCAAAAAGUAAAAUAAAAUUA
This is a messenger RNA of Condylostylus longicornis, 2571 nucleotides long. RefSeq lists its product as uncharacterized. The record is from RefSeq and is a predicted model, not a curated record. Gene Ontology annotation, molecular function: protein binding. The coding region runs from base 123 to 2561 and encodes 812 amino acids. NCBI's taxonomy places the organism in Eukaryota, Metazoa, Arthropoda, Insecta, Diptera, Dolichopodidae. The transcript has 11 exons.